AGCGGCGCAAUAUGCAAAUAAGAUGUGAUAUUUUCAUGCUAGAAAACAACAGGCAUUCAUUGUUAAAUAAAAAGAACAAUCUAUAAACACAAUUGCUUGGUAUGCUUUUAUACACUGUAGUCAAUUUCGGAUAUAUUUAGUAUUUGUUCAGUUUUUGUUUGUGGAAAUGACAGCCUUUCACCAACCAUUAUCAUUUGUAUGUACGAAUAAUGCUCAUAUUGAACGCGGAUUUAAAGACGAUAAUGUAUAUCAGUCAAAUUCGAUGAAACAAUUGGUUAUAUAAGGUAUGUCAAAAUAUUUCUCACAUUGUUAAAUAGUGUAAUCCGAUGACUUGUAUGGGUAGAUGCUUUCUUUUUGGUAUUUCCUGCCAAAGAUUCCUACCGAAUGUCCUACCGAACGCUUUAAAUACUUUAACCGAUAUUUCCACCCUCUUACAAACAAUGAAGUACAUUCCUCAUAAGACAAUACAAUCAUUGAUAGAGAUUAGUGAGAGAUGCGCGAUGAUCAGACUUUGCAGAUGUGCGAAGACUGCAGACAAUCAGAUUCAUUAAAGAAAGCACCUCUAAGACCAAUAAACGACCUUCAUCUGAUGAAAUAAUGCGCGCGUAUGUAGAACGGCAUCUGUUUGUCUGUUUUGAACAAUGGCAUUUUUAGAUCAAGGCUAACUAUAUUUAACACUAUUGUUAAUACAAUUUAUAUUUGGCAAACAUGGGAAAUAGUUAUUCUGGGAAUUCUGGAUGGACAUUUGUUGGACGUGAGGAAGACAUUGAAAAUGUUAAAAAACUCUUGCCAGUGAAAACGUCAAUCCUAAUUUUUGGAUUGCCAAAAAUCGGAAAGACGAAAUUUAUUGAACAAAUAUAUACACAAUUAAAAGACAAUAAAAAAUGUAUUUGGAAGGAUUUUGAGUUUAAUGAUAUCGACGACGGAGACAACGUGUAUGAAUGGUUCAUUGAAUUUCUCACGGAAAUUGAUGCUGUUAAAGAAAAUUCUGAAAAAUUUGAAAAGAAUUUUUCAUCUAAAUUUAACGUAUGUGGCACUUGUGACGAAUGCAAAAAUCCUGGGCCAGACUUAUGUUUGCAAAAGGACAAAAUGAUAAAGAAAGCAAUAAAUGCUAUUAUCGCUAAAUUGAAAAAAGAUGGGACAGAAAUUUUAUUAUUUUUAGACAGUGUUGACAAAGUUAUGAAUAGCUCAUUGAAAGACAAUUUCCUGCAUUUUCUACAACAAUCAGUGAACCAGACAAAGUUACGCACAGUGAUUGCGUCAGGCAUCAAACCAAAACUUACAGCGAAAGUUUUUGAAUUAUACGAACUAAAACCUUGAAUGAUGAAGAUAUUCGCAAAAUACUUUAUGAAACAUGCGAGUCUAGAAAACUGUGUCCAGAUAACGAUGAGGAAGCUUUACUCAAGGUAAAAUAUUCAUCUGAAUGUUUGGUUUUUAAGCCGGAGAACAAACCGUAUAUAGGCGCCAUUGUGAAAUUGUGUGAAGGGCUUCCAUUGGCAGCAAUUAUGUCAGGAAUGUUGUUGUCAGAGGAUGAAGGAUUGUUAACACCAGGAGAUUUAGUUGAAUUUCUUAUAUGUAUGCGGCUGACUGGUCUCAGCCCGGAUAGUUACCCUCCGGAAGAUAGACUAGAUAUUUAUAAACGUUCGAUGGAAGAAGUGAAAGGUGUGGCAUCAUUCUUCAAUUCUUUGAAUGAGGGACUCGACGGCACAACAUUUAGUGAAGAAACGGCGGUUUCUGUGGCAAUUAAUUCUCAAGAAGGAAUUGAUAAAAGGGGAGACGCAAUAGUUAAGGUAUUGCAGGGGAAUGGUUUGAACAGGUCAAUACUAUCUAUAGAGAAGCUUUCGGGACAUAACCAGUUUACUUGGCAUGGCAUAUUGCGAGAAUGUCAAGCUGCCCUGCAAACUUUAAACACUUUACCUUCAGAUGAGUCAGUAUCAAAAGCGAAAGAAAUGGUUCUCAAGUUUAUGAAAGAAAACGUUAUCAAGGCUGGUCUAGAUUUUGGUGAUGACAUACUGCGGGAUCCAAGGUCUCUAGAGCAGGCCAUCAAAAGUCUCUCUAUCCACAAACAAGAGCAAACACAAGACAAGGAGAAACGGCUGUCUCUCUCAGACGAACAUAAUGUGGCUAUUAAGGAGCUUGUGGACGACCUUAAAAGUACAGUGAUGAAAGACGUUAAAGACAAAGAAUGUCAUGAAGAUUUAGAAACAAAUCCAGACAUGGAUUCUAAAUGUUCAAAGAAAUUAGAAUCUCGAUAUUCCAUUGACGAGGAUAAUAAGUUAGACUUAGAACUGAUACCCGUUUCUGACAGUAAUGAACAAAUUGCAGACGAUCCUCCUCCCUAUACAACUCUUCCAAUGGAAACAUCUGAAGCAUCAAGUUUCAAUGACGAUAAUAUAAUGAAUAAAUACUCAUUUGAGCCUAUUGAUACUCCACCUCCGAGCUAUCAUUCGUCUACCGAAGAUAUCCCAAAUAACGACAUGCACCAGCAUGAUGAUAAUCGAAAUAAUCAGUUCCACAUACCACAUAUUCGUACUGCCACAAUGCGAUCACAUUCUUUGUCACAAUCUCACAAUGUAAUUAAAGAUCUCCAACUUAAACAACGUGAAAGAGAGGAUACACAGCAAGUUACAGAUAUCCGGCAAUUAAGUUAUGGUGUACGUCGCACCAAGUCAGAUCCUACUAGUGAUCGUACUAGGAAAGAGAUUGGCAUAUCAGUGACAGGUCCUCCAGAUUGGAAAUAUAGUCCACCAAAAGUUGACAAUAAUCCGCUGUUUAACUAACAUAAUACUAAAACUGGACUAUUUGGCAGUCAUACUUCAGAGGUAACAUCAACAAAUGCGGAUGAGCAGAUAAAAUAUCUCAAAGAACAUCAAGAACUUACAACGCCAGAUGAAGUAAGUGCUGGGAUUUAUGGCGAUUCAACUGUAGGACCAGUGGCUAUAUCUUAUAGGGUCAACACUGUAAAUGAUCACAAAUUUGAUCAGGGACAUCGUCAAGAUGAAAAUGCAUCUUUAGCUGAAACAUUUGAUGAGCAUGAUCAAAUGUCUGUUGAUGGUGACAUUUCACAGAAUGUAAGUCAUGAAAAUGAAAACAGACUGUUUGUAGGUCAAAGCAAGACUGUAACACAAAGACUUUCUCCUACAGCAAUAGUUAAACCUAUGCCUAGAAGAAAUUCUCCUCCAAACAUCAGUAAACAAACCCAGUCUGAUAGACCAGUUCAGAGCGUGCCACCAUUCAGAUGAAUAUGCAGGGAUCCAUGUACAUCAAUUGUCAAUUUGCUGUGAAAAUUGAUAACCAUUGACUUAAAAUCGUAUACUUAAAAACAUCCCUCUUUCUGUGUUUCUAUAUUAUUAUUAACUGCCAUACUUUGUGUGUUAUUUUUAUACUUUGAAUACAAUAUUUUAAUAGAGUAACAUGUACAUGUACAAGUAUUGUCAGUAUUAUGUAAGUUUUGACGAAACAAGUCAUCUUUUGGUUUCAGUAGUGCGUCAGGUAGAAAAAAUGUAAUCAAGGAUAUAUACGCAUGAUUAAAGGGUGUGUCUUUCUGGUCUUUCCUGAGUAAUCAAUUAGUAUAGGAAGUAAGCUCAUUUUAUACAAAAAAUGUAAAUUGCCUGGAAGUCGAGUGAUCACAGUGAGUUUGAGAUGCGGAAAUGUUAUCAUGUAAACUCUUUAAAAUAUGUUGUUAUAUGUUAUGCUGUAAAGUUAAUGAAAUUAAAAAUUCAAACAACGCACUUUUACAGUAUAUUCCGAUAUUUUAAAAAUUGCCAUCAUGUGUCAUUUUAGCCAACACAUUUGUUAAAU
This is a messenger RNA of Ruditapes philippinarum (Manila clam), 3801 nucleotides long. RefSeq lists its product as uncharacterized. The record is from RefSeq and is a predicted model, not a curated record. The coding region runs from base 1506 to 2780 and encodes 424 amino acids. The transcript has 8 exons. NCBI's taxonomy places the organism in Eukaryota, Metazoa, Mollusca, Bivalvia, Venerida, Veneridae.